Messenger RNA from Prosopis cineraria, 2524 nucleotides. RefSeq names its product protein ACCELERATED CELL DEATH 6-like. The transcript has 3 exons. Gene Ontology annotation, cellular component: plasma membrane. Lineage: Eukaryota; Viridiplantae; Streptophyta; Magnoliopsida; Fabales; Fabaceae. The record is from RefSeq and is a predicted model, not a curated record. Gene Ontology annotation, molecular function: protein phosphatase regulator activity; protein phosphatase 1 binding. Bases 194 to 2164 code for a protein of 656 amino acids.
UUAGUCCAAUAGUCCUUCAUGCGUCUUUUCUCGGAUCUCCUUUUCAUUUCUUCUUGGUCCUCAGCUUUAAAACCCUUGUUCUUGAUGAGUUGUUUUCAUCUCUUCCAAAUUUAUUUCUUCUCUUGCUACUCUUCUGAUUGCACAUUGUUCCGCACUAUUUUCCGCGAGAAAGGUGGAUCAGGUGGAAAUUCCCAUGGAAGCUAAUAAUUCAAACUGGAAGGGACCAUGCUACAGAAGAUUGCAGGAACUGUUGAAGAAACGGUUCAUUUCAUCAGUCAAUCAUGUUCCAAUUGGCGUUAUUGAUGACACCAUGAGUUAUCAACUAUACAACGCUGUUCAUGAUGAGAAUGAAGAUGUAAGUAAAUUUCUAGACGUCUUGGAGAGAGUAUGUACAGGAAAACGACUUGAUUGUUCCACCGUCUUACAUCAAGCCACUCACACGGGUGAUUCGUUGCUCCAUGUUGCAGCUGAACACGGGAGAACAAGGAUUGCAGAGCUGCUUAUUGAUAAUAAUUUUUUGCUGAUUGUGACAAACGCAAGAAAAGACACAGCGCUUCAUGUUGCUGCAAGAGCCAAGAAUAUUGAAGUGAUGAGAGUCAUCUUAUCCAAAUUUGACGAUGCAAGCAGUAAGGAUAACUUUAUUUUGUUACCCAAUAAGUCUGGGAAUAGAGCUCUGCACGAAGCUAUUCUGAGCAAACAUCGUGAGGGGUUUGAGUUCCUUCUAAGUGAACAAAGUGAAAGUACUUGGCCACUCUAUUGGGAUACCCACCCAGUAGACUCACCAAUAUAUGUGGCAGUCCAAACUGGGGAUGUUGAAAUUCUCCGUUGUCUCUUGCAGAUUCCGUUUCCUUCAGACCGGGACAUUUACAAGAGUCAGGGAAAUUCUCCACUUUUUGCCGCCAUAAUAGAACGCAAUAUUGAUUUUUUGAAGGAGAUAGUAAACAACAAAGAAGAGUUGAUGUUCCUGACAGAUGAAAAUGAAAACACACCCUUUCAUUUUGCAACAUUCAUUGGUUACGUGGAAGGUGUUCGUCAACUUUUGAACAAAUCCACCCUUGUCGCCUUUCAACGAAACCAACGAAGUAAUCUUCCAAUUCACUUUGCUUGCGCUAUGGGCCAUGUUCGGGUGGUUGAAGAAUUGCUACGCGUACAAGGGCCUUGUACCAGUUUCUGGCUCAAUAAGAAAGGUCAAAACAUUCUUCAUGUUUCUGCAAUGUGCGGUCAAAACAAGAUGGUAAAAUACCUAUUGAAACACCCAAAGAUCCAUUCCAAAACUAUUAAUGAGAAAGAUCUAAAUGGAGACACCCCACUGCAUCUGGCUUCAAAAUAUUUGCAUGUUUGGACUCUAUUCCAUCUAUCACAAGACAAGAGAAUAAAUGUGAACCUUGUAAAUGACCAAGGUUUGACAGCUAGAGAUAUUGUCCGAAGGCAGAGUAAAUUUCCAAGGACUCGUAUAGAGUUUGUAGCAUCCAAGAUUUUAAAAUUUGCUGGUGGCUCGCUUAAACAAAUUAAGCGGGGACCAAAACCUGUGGCCAAUAAAGAAUGGAAUGUGAACGAUGGGGCCAACACACUCAUAAUUGUGGCCGUACUGGUAGCUACGGUGACAUUUGCAGCUGGUUUCACAGUACCAGGUGGAGUACACAGUUCGGAUGACUCAGUCCCUAAAGAAAGAGGCAUGGCGGUGUUGACAGAUCAAACCCUGUUCAAAAUAUUUAUGACUUUCAACACCAUUGCUAUGUAUUGCUCCACUUUCGGUUCUAUUAUUCUUCUUUGGAGGCACCUGGGUGAUCGUCGACUUUCAAUACGAGCGUAUCGUAUCUCUAAAAUUUUUGUCCAACUGGCUCUUGGAACCAUGCCAGUGGCAUUUAUGGCCGCCAUACGUUUGACUGUCAGUAAUAAUAGCUUGCUUGCAGAUCUUACAAGUAUCAUUGCGUUCAUCUUCAUUUCCCUUAUACUACUACUUCGCAUUUUAGCAUGUUUUCCUUUUGGAAUGCACCUUCCAGUUUUCUAUCAAGUUAGAAAACUUCUUCUUUGGAUUAUUAUUAUUUUAUUAUGUGGGACUAAGGAUGGUAGAGUUUAUGAUGUUGAUGAAAUCCAACAAGACGAUGAAGCCGGUAGGGCCAACACAGUCAACGCCACGCAAGGGAAGAACCGUGUCACAUAGCGUCCCUUGUGCCGAUGAUCACCCUGGUAUUAUUGUAGAACCCAGUCGAUGGCUUUCUCAGUAAUUAGGUAAUUAAAGUUUUGGUCAACUCUUCAGUUCAUUUUGUUUUGGAUACAUUCCUCAAUAUAAGAAGGCAUUCCAAAUUAAAAAUGUUCUUUGGUCAGAACAUCAGCACAGCAAGUUUGAAGAGAGAGUUGAGCUCACAAUCAAGUAUCUAGUCCAAUUAUUGUGAAUAAUAGUAAACUUUUUUAUUAACAGUUGAAGUUAAAAUAUUUAGGACAUUUCGUUUUAUCAUUUAUCGUUUUUAAUUAUUUAGAUACACUUUCUUGUGUAAUUUUGUAGAAUAUCUAUUAUUCUUAU